Molecule: messenger RNA, 1440 nt
Organism: Drosophila willistoni
Lineage: Eukaryota; Metazoa; Arthropoda; Insecta; Diptera; Drosophilidae
Exons: 3
Coding region: 208-1179 (323 amino acids)
Source: RefSeq, a predicted model, not a curated record
AUUUUCCCGCCAGUGUUAUUGUAAUAGCCAGUGUAAUGAGCAAGUUGUGUAAUUUUGUUAAUUAAAGGUGAAAUAGUUGGCCAAUCGAGAACGGGAAAAUGAAUACAACAUAGGAAAGCCGCCGCAGCCAAUAAAGAUAUUUUGGAUAGAGAAGCUUAAAUAACAAUUAAGUUGACCAAUUUCCGUUGAAUCGCCGCCGUUAGAGUGAUGCAGAAGUGUAGCGAAUUGACAAGCAAUUUGGAAGUAUGGCAAUCCUUGAGUCGCUACGGUCUACCUGCAUUAAAAGUUAAGAAAGGUCCAGAAGGCCAUCAAUUGGUGGAAACUUGCCAUGAUCAGCUGAAGAAGGUGUUACCCGCCGAUACAUAUGAAAAACUAAUGGCCUGGGUAACUCGCUGGCUAAAGAGCCUGGAUGAAAAGGAUGCCAAGACCCGUACCAAAGCAAACGAAAUUAAAACGCUACCAGAACUGCCAUUAACUGCAUUGUCGAGGCCAAAGAGCGGCAAGGACACUGCGAAAAAAGACAGCUCCGUCGUUGAUCUGUGCAUCGAGGAUGACACACAAGAAAUACAAACUCGAAAUUCGGCUGAUGUCAUAAUUUUAGGAGACAAUUCUUAUGAAAAUUCAGAAAAUGGGUCCAAAAAUAAAGCUGUUUUCACAAAGGAAAAAGAUCAUGUUGGUGCUGAUGACCAAACUUCUAAAUUGACCACUGACGGAAGUCCGGAAUAUUCAGUACGAGCGACAUCAAAAACUUAUUUAACCCCAAAAAAACCUAAAGUACAAAAAGCUCUCAUACGUGUUCGGACUGAUCUGAAAGCCAUUGUAAAUUCAUCAAUAGAAGAAAGCCAGAAAAUACUACGUCCACUGGCGCCCAAACGAAAACUGUGCCCUGAGCAGCCUAAGAAACCAUGUGAUUCGACAACCGAAGAAAGUUGCCCCAAAAAACACAAAUUGAGCAAAGACUUAGCCACACUGCUUCAAGAGAGCAUUGACGAAGCAUCUCCAGAUACCACAUCAUCAACAAUAGCGAAUCCUUCUGAUCCGAAUCCGAAUCCUGUGCUAGGCUUGAACCAUAUUUUGGGUCUAUUAGACUGCGUGGAAAGUUAUGCCACAUGGCAGCAUAACCUGGAUGCCAUCGCGCUACUGGUGCAACUUCGCGAUUGCUUACAGGAUAGCAAUUAAUUGUACAAAACACAAUGUGGCGAACAUGGCAUAAGACAUUGAAAUUAUUUAUUUGUUAAAUCAAUUUCCUGCCUACCCCGGUUGUUUUCUGCUUACUAGUUCACGACAAUAAUAUUGAUUUUCAAUUUCUACUUAUUCCUCAACAAAUUAUUUUUAUAUUUAUUUCAAUAGUUCUUAUUUUAUAUUUUUUAUACAUAUUUUAUACUAAAAUAUAUUUCUACAUCAUAUUACGUAAGUUGUAUUAAAGAAUAGUAAAUAAUA